UAUGGAGAUGUGGGACUAUAAAUAGGAGGGAUGAAGCCAGCACAGAUCAGAUUGUCUCUACACAGACCUCCACAGCACACACAUCCAACCAUGGCACCGACAAUCACUGCAGCAAUGACCAACUCUGAGGAGCAUCUGACUCUGACACACAAGCUGAGAAAGCCUCUGGUUGAGAAGCUCCGCAGAGAGCGAAUCAACAGCAGCAUCGAGCAGCUCAAGUCUCUCCUGGGUCCAGAGUUCCUGCAACAGCAGCCAGACUCCAAGAUGGAGAAAGCAGACAUCCUGGAGAUGACAGUGUGUUUUCUGAGACGACCGCAGCAGCAGCAUCACGUUGUGGACUCAGCAGCUGUUGAUCAGAUCCACUCCACAUGUGUCCAGGAGAUGGUGAACUUUCCUUCUGCAGAGGAGCUGAAGACACCGUCACAGCUGAACCACUGCAACAACAGGCAGUUUUCCUCAGAUAAAAUCCUAACAGAUCCAGACUUCUAUGUCCACACCAGCAUCACCAAAGACAAGAGUCCAGUGAACAGCGCCCCCUGGAGGCCGUGGUAG
Sphaeramia orbicularis (orbiculate cardinalfish) is the source of this 552-nucleotide messenger RNA. Its product is annotated as transcription factor HES-5-like. Gene Ontology annotation, molecular function: protein dimerization activity. The record is from RefSeq and is a predicted model, not a curated record. The transcript is spliced from 2 exons. NCBI's taxonomy places the organism in Eukaryota, Metazoa, Chordata, Actinopteri, Kurtiformes, Apogonidae. The coding region runs from base 31 to 552 and encodes 173 amino acids.